GCGUAUCCAAUUGUGAUAUAACCGAACCAACUUUAAUAGUUACACAACGUUGGCCUAAGGGGGGCGGGCAUUCAAUCACCCGCACGUAGUCUUGUGUAACUCACCUCUAGUUAUAUAUCAUAUUUACGGACUGAACAACUAUAAGGUUCUGGAGCAAUGUGGGCACAAAUGCUUGGAUUCACGGCUUUACCUCACCUGGGUGGACUCAGUGGAAGCAUCAUCACACGGAGGGAGGUGAAGACCUGGUAUCCCAGCCUCAUCAAGCCAGCAUGGCGUCCACCCAAUUCUGCUUUCCCAGUGGUGUGGAUGGGGCUUUAUACUGGCAUGGGUUAUGGCUCCUACCUAGUGUGGAAGGAACUUGGAGGCUUUACCCAGGAUGCAGUGGUGCCACUGGGCCUCUACGGGCUACAGUUGGCUCUUAACUGGGCUUGGACACCCAUCUUCUUUGGAGCUCACAGGAUCAAACUUGCAUUGAUAGAGAUUGUGAUUCUGACUGGUACUGUGGGGGCCACCAUGGCGUCCUGGUACCCAAUCAGCCGUCCAGCUACCCUGCUCAUGGGGCCCUACCUGGCAUGGCUGUGCCUUGCCACCUGUCUCAACUACUGCAUCUGGAGAGAUAACCCUGAGCCCAAGUGCGAUUAAACCCCCUUCAAGCUCCAUAAGCCCCAUUGCCUCACUAGGUGGGACGGAAACAAUCCCUGUCCUGUGAAAAGGUUCACAGCUGCAUCAUUUUCCUUUUUCCAUUCGUUUUGUAAAACAAUUAAACAGAAACUGACAACUGUCUUUAGCUUUUCAUAAUGUGUGGGUAUCAGACAAGUACACUUUAGUGCUACAUGCUGGGGCUCUGUGAUUUACUGGGUGUGCACCCUCUAUAUUGCUAAGGAUUUCCUGUGAAUCGUAGAAUACCAUUUGUGUUACAUAUUUCAUGCCCAUUCCUUCAGUGUCCUUGUGAAGCACAGACUAUACACAUAUACCCUCCGCCUGGCAAUUCCUGAUAUUUUAUAUGUGUUUUGGUCUAGCAGCAAGCAAGGUCUAGCAAAAAAUCUCUCUUGUAAAUUACAUUCAACUUCUCUAGCUUUCCUGACAUCCUCUACUGUUUGGGGGAACAACCUCACCACAUGCAUUUGAGACAGGAGUUGCAUUUCAUUCUUAUAUCCAAUUCAAGUUUGGCAAGUAAAGUUGAACAUUUAAACAA
Molecule: messenger RNA, 1195 nt
Organism: Brienomyrus brachyistius
Lineage: Eukaryota; Metazoa; Chordata; Actinopteri; Osteoglossiformes; Mormyridae
Gene: tspo
Product: translocator protein
Exons: 4
Coding region: 157-642 (161 amino acids)
Cellular component (GO): mitochondrial outer membrane
Source: RefSeq, a predicted model, not a curated record